AGCAAUCCAUGAUCUUCUCCGUCGCGGUACUCUUGUCGAGCAAAAGUUGAGUGGGAAAAUUACAUACUGAUAUUGGAAGAUCCGUUGGAAGUUGUGGCUCACUAUGAUAGGCAUUCAUGUUUUUUUUUUUUUUUUUUUUUUUUUAAAUUUCUAGAAGGGUUUGAGUAUGAUGCGAUAGGAGAAAACGCAUGACAUGGAUCCAGGGCCACGACUGACUCGGCCCUUCUAUGUGUGCCGGGAAUAUGGAAACAUAGUAGUAGUAUCAAACAACCGGAUGCACGUAUAUUAUCCAGACGAUCAUUAUCCACAUUCAGAAUGAAUCCAUGGCUAGCUUCUAAAGGCGCCAGUCUAGUGGUCUACCCUCAUACAUUCAGAGUCAUGCAUCAGGUUGGUAUUUUGGACGCACUGUUACCUGUGCGAGGCAAGCUUCAUCACCAUUUGUCCUUCACCGCAGUUGGUUACGUGUUCAAAGAAGGCCCACGCUAUGGUCGGAUAGAAGCAAAUUCGAUUGCAUAACCCCAUUGCGAUG
Messenger RNA from Aspergillus wentii DTO 134E9, 529 nucleotides. RefSeq lists its product as uncharacterized. The transcript has a single exon. The record is from RefSeq and is a predicted model, not a curated record. Lineage: Eukaryota; Fungi; Ascomycota; Eurotiomycetes; Eurotiales; Aspergillaceae. The coding region runs from base 316 to 516 and encodes 66 amino acids.